Messenger RNA from Brenthis ino (lesser marbled fritillary), 1125 nucleotides. The record is from the annotation of a GenBank genome assembly. NCBI's taxonomy places the organism in Eukaryota, Metazoa, Arthropoda, Insecta, Lepidoptera, Nymphalidae.
AUGUGGUAUUCUUUAUUGGGUGCCUUGGCCUUAGCCACACUAGGCUCGGCCUGUUCUCCUAGUGUGACCACUGUGAGCGGUACACACGCCCCUGUUACCGUCUGCUCCGGAGCCUUGAUAUUUGCGGACGAUUUUGAUGAGUUCGAUCUUGAGAAAUGGCAGCAUGAAAACACUUUAGCCGGUGGUGGUAACUGGGAGUUCCAGUACUACAGCAACAAUCGCACAAACUCGUUUACUCAUAGUGGACGACUAUUCAUUCGUCCAUCACUCACCGAAGACCAGUUCGGAAGCGCUUUUCUCUCAAGUGGCCACUUAAAUGUUGAAGGAGGAGCACCUGCUGACAGAUGUACAAAUCCACAAUUUUAUGGCUGCGAGCGCGUGGGAACUCGAACGCAUAUAUUGAAUCCUAUAAAGAGCGCUCGUAUCCGUACCGUAAACUCCUUUAGUUUCCGUUAUGGACGUGUUGAAGUCCGCGCAAAGAUGCCCGCUGGUGAUUGGCUGUGGCCAGCAAUUUGGCUCAUGCCUGCUUACAAUGUAUACGGCACAUGGCCGUCUUCUGGUGAAAUAGACCUGGUCGAAUCCCGCGGUAAUAAGAACAUGUUGUUAAAUGGUGCGAACAUCGGUACACAGGAGGCUGGCUCUACCCUACAUUACGGGCCCUACCCCGAACUGAACGGUUGGGAAAGAGCUCAUUGGAUUAGGAGAAAUAGUAGAGGCUACGAUAGUGACUUCCACCGCUACCAACUUGAAUGGACACCAGAUUUUUUAAGAUUCAGCAUUGAUGAUGUGGAACUAGGACGCGUUACUCCGGGUAAUGGUGGAUUCUGGGAACAUGGCGGUUUUAACAGGAACCCUAAUAUACUUAACCCUUGGCGAUAUGGGUCUAAGAUGGCGCCGUUUGAUCAAAAGUUUUAUCUCAUCAUAAAUUUGGCUGUAGGCGGAACUAACGGCUUUUUCCCUGAUGGAGUAACAAAUCCUACACCUAAGCCAUGGUGGAACGGCUCUCCAUCGGCCGCGACUGACUUCUGGAAUGGUAAGAACUCCUGGCUGCCGACUUGGAACCUAAACCAAAACGAUGGACAAGCCGCCUCUCUACAAGUCGACUAUGUACGCGUAUGGGCUUUG